Messenger RNA from Cuscuta campestris, 2384 nucleotides. NCBI's taxonomy places the organism in Eukaryota, Viridiplantae, Streptophyta, Magnoliopsida, Solanales, Convolvulaceae. The record is from the annotation of a GenBank genome assembly.
GUACAGUUUAAAAUUUUAUACUCCCUACUAAAGUUUAUUCAUCGCAAACGCCACUCACUGAUCCCUACUGGGCGCCAAUGGACGGAAGGAAGAAACGGAAACGCGCCGCAACCGCAGUUGAAGAAGCUCCGGCGAUCGGAAUCGAUCUGGGAACCACCUAUUCUUGCGUUGGAGUCUGGCUGCCGCAACACCACCGUGUUGAGAUCAUCCCCAACGAUUUAGGCAACCGGACGACGCCGUCUUGGGUCGCCUUCACCGACGUCCAGCGCUUUGUAGGCGAAUCUGCCCAGAACCAGGCCCACAUGAAUCCCUCCCAUACCAUCUUCGAUGUGAAGAGGCUGAUGGGUAGGAAGUUCAGUGAUGCAUCGGUGCAAAACGACUUGAAGCUCUGGCCUUUUAAAGUCAUCCCUGGCGCCGAUGGCGGUAGUGGUGGUGGCAAGAAACGAAUGAUAUCAGUCACUUACAAAGGUGAAGAGAAGCUAUUCGCCGCCGAGGAGAUAUCUUCAAUGAUCCUCCAAAAGAUGAAGAAUGUUGCUGAGGCCUACCUAGGCAAAAAAGUCAAGAAUGCUGUUAUCACUGUUCCUGCCUACUUCAAUGAUGCACAGCGUCAGGCUACGAAAGAUGCUGCUUUCAUGGCUGGGCUCAAUGUCCUAAGCAUCAUCAAUGAGCCCAUAGCUGCUGCUAUUGCGUAUGGUCUUGACAAGAAAGGAUCUCGAAGUGGCGGUUCCGCUUCUAAAAACAUUCUGGUAUUUGAUCUUGGUGGUGGGACAUUUGAUGUCUCUAUUGUCACAAUCAAGAAGGGCGUGUUCGAAGUCAAAGCUGUUAACGGGCACGCCCACCUUGGUGGGGAAGAUUUCAAUAAAAGAAUGGUGAGCCACUUUGUUGCUGAAUUUGAGAGGAAACACAAUAAAGACCUGAGUGGAGAUCCUAGGGCUCUGGGGCGGUUAAGAACGGCUUGUGAGCGGGCCAAAAGAUUCCUCUCUGCAACUACCGAAACAUCUCUUGAUAUUGAUUGUCUAUUUGAGGGCAUUGAUUUCUGUUCAGCCAUUACCCGUGCACGGUUUGAGGACUUGAAUAUGGAUCUGUUUGGAGAUUGUAUGGCGCUGGUUGAGAAUUGUUUGAAAGAUGCCAAAAUGGAGAAGAGGCAAAUUCAUGAUAUUGUUCUGGUUGGCGGGUCCUCCCGAAUCCCAAAGGUUGAGGGCUUGUUACAGGGCCUCUUCCCUCGAAAGAAGCUUUGGAAAAGUAUAAAUCCAGAUGAGGCUGUUGCCUGUGGAGCAGCUUUACAUGCUGCAUCACUGACCAGUACCUGUUCUGGUUUGAAUAAGGAUGUCGUGCCAGUGGGUGUUGCUCCUUUAUCUCUUGGUGUUGCAGUGUGUAGCGGUGCGUUGUCUGUUGUGAUUCCAAGGAAUUCAACCAUCCCCACGAAGGUGACAAAAAACUUCGUCACUGCUUCAGACAACCAAACUGGUUGGGAUAUUAAAGUGUAUGAGGGAGACAUGCCCAUGGCAAAAGACAACAACUUUCUGGUCAAGUUCACCCUCAAUGGCAUUCCUCCAGCACCCAAAGGUUUUGCUCAGUUCCAGGUCACCUUUGAGGUUGACGCCAAUGGCACCUUGGCUGUGUCUGCAAAGCUUGAGGGAAGUAAUAACACGAACCAAGUCACUAUAACCAAUCACAGUGCUAGGCUGUCAAAUGUUAAGGUUGAUCGGAAGGCCAAGGAGGCCAAGGCUAGAGGUGAGGAGCGCAAGAGAGCAUCCGUGGCCAAGAGAGCUUUAGAGAAUUACAUUCACUACGCAAAGGGCACUUUGGGUGGGUGUGGAAAUAUGGCUAGGACCAAAGACAAGAUAGCUUUGAGUGAAGCCAUUGAGAGGACGGUCUGUUGGUUGGAGUGGAACCACCUUCUUCGUGAUGCUCUCAAGUUUGAGGAAAAGAGGACAGAGCUCGAGGCUAUAUGUGUGUCUGUCAUCACUAAGAUGACGCGGCCUCGGCAGGGAAGUUACGGGUGUGUCAAGGCUGAGAUCAUUAAGAUAGAGGACGACUAGUUGAGGCCGAUGAGCGUUGAAACUCAGUAUUAGUAUUAGACUAUUAGUUGCAGAUUAUGGCAUGUUCUAGUCUAGACUUUUUGUUAGGCAGUAUGUGGUAAAGCUUUUGUAGGCUCCUGAUUCUUGACGUUUUAUCUGGUUUUGCAGAUCCUUAUAUUGUCCGAAUUGACACUUUGUUGACAAUCCUCCUAAGUGUCUUAUCGACUUUGGGAUCAAGUGAUCUACUCCGUACAACCUUAAAGUGACUAGUGUUCACUUGAGAUUAAUGUUAACAUGUUUUAAUGACUUUCUAAUUAUAUUAGAUUAACUUAAUAGUGUAAUAAUUAAAUAUUGUCGUUUGGU